UCAUGAUUUUUGAAUUCAAAAUUUAAGUUCUACAAAAACGUAAAAAUGUCUGGUAAAAAAAGCACUCAAAUGCAAGAUAUAAUAAAACAACAAAGCUUAAAAUCUGAACCGUGUCCGUGGCUGUGUAAUCUGGUACCGUCAAAUGUGCCAGCACCGGGCACUGCUCAAGUUGUUCUUCAUCCAAAGAAAGAUGUCUUCGUUCUUAAGGUGGCGAAAAUAGGACCUACCGGUGACCGAAGAUGUAAAAUGGAACUCGAACUGGUUACUCCCAAAGGUCCAGAAAGAAAAACGCUUUGUCGAAUUGAUACAAGAGAAACCCAAUGUGACCCCGACCCUUCUCCUUGUUGCUGCAUAAGACCAAGAAAAAGUAGAAAGUAA
Molecule: messenger RNA, 378 nt
Organism: Galleria mellonella (greater wax moth)
Lineage: Eukaryota; Metazoa; Arthropoda; Insecta; Lepidoptera; Pyralidae
Exons: 2
Coding region: 46-378 (110 amino acids)
Source: RefSeq, a predicted model, not a curated record